Molecule: messenger RNA, 1499 nt
Organism: Phalacrocorax carbo (great cormorant)
Lineage: Eukaryota; Metazoa; Chordata; Aves; Suliformes; Phalacrocoracidae
Source: RefSeq, a predicted model, not a curated record
AUGCCGUCAAGAAACGUGUUUACUUUAAUGUACCAUGAAUUCUCUCUUAGGGACCCAUAUUCCUGGAGAGCUGUUUUGGGCGUGCAUAACCUUUGGAAACAUGGCAAACACGCAGCAAAAAGAAACAUCAGAAGCAUCGCUGUGCACCCAGAAUUCAACAGAGAAGCAUUUGAGAAUGAUAUUGCAUUAUUUGAACUUGACUCCGCGGUACGCUACAGUGACUACAUUCAGCCCAUCUGCUUACCCCCCGCAGCCCUCCACCCAUACCCUGACAACGCGACAGAAUGUUUUAUCAGUGGUUGGGGACGUACGGCAGAAAAAGGUAAAAUUUCAGCCGAGUUAAAAGAAGCGCAAGUGGAAAUCAUUCCUUCUAGCAUCUGUAACAGUUCCGAUGCGUACGGAGGCCUGAUUAACAACAACAUGAUUUGUGCUGGCUCUUGGGCGGGAGGCACCGAUACCUGUCAGGGAGACAGCGGUGGACCUUUAGCGUGCCAUCACCCUCGUGCCAACAAAUACUAUCUCCUAGGGAUUGCUAGUUUUGGAGUCGGCUGUGGCCAACCAAAGUUUCCCGGGGUCUACGUCCGUUUAUCUCAGUACAGAAGAUGGAUAGAAUCUGAACUUCUGCUGAGGAACGAGGCUGCGAAUCCCGGGCGCGUCACACUUACCCUCCUCCUGGCUGCGAUACGCGUAGUGCUUGCGUAGGCCUCCUACAGGGACGAACCAUUGCGUCCUCGUCGGAGAGGUUUGUCUGCCUGCUAAAACCUGGAGAGCUAACGCCCGCUGCAGAAUAAAUCUACGAGCCAAAGGACACACACCUGGUCUUGAGAAGUCGUGUUUGCAGUUGUGUAAUCUUUUUUGUUUUCUGCCUUUGCUGUCCACACUAACGGCAGAGGAGAUUACAGCCUUGGCCCUAAUAAUGAAAUCGAAUAUAGAAACGUUACCAACUGAAAAUACUUUCUUCCUACCCCGUUCUUUGCUUUUCCAGCUUGUACUUAGCGAAUUCUACCACCAUUUCGCAGCUGGCAGAGACGCUCCCUCUGCUGGGCGAACACCAGCAGAGCACAAAAUGCUGCUCCUUAGCGGUGGCUCAGGUUACGGAAAACUAACAGGGGAAAAAAAACCUGCAGAAGGAUAGAAGGUAUUCUCCACUAGUUAGUUUUAGCGAUGACUGGAAUUUAUGCACACACAGCUUAGUGCUCUGCUGAAAGGACGCAUCAGGUGGAAGAUCUCUGGGCGCUGUUUCAGACUCGGUAUUUAUUCUUGGCCCGUGUACGAGACCGGUCCCCUGCAACGGGGGCACGUUUGGUCAGAACCCCCGCAGUACUACGUUCAUUAAAAAUAAAUAAGGAGCAUCAGAAUUAUAUUUUGGCGACUUUAUUUAUCAAGGUCAAAAUUUGCAACCAUCUAAUUGUUUCAACAAAUAUUUACAAUUCAUAUAAAGCACGUACGUUUGUUUGGAAAUAACCAGCAGAACAGCAUUGGGUACUGCGUCUCUUACU